Sinocyclocheilus grahami is the source of this 3104-nucleotide messenger RNA. Its product is annotated as zinc finger protein 236. NCBI's taxonomy places the organism in Eukaryota, Metazoa, Chordata, Actinopteri, Cypriniformes, Cyprinidae. Bases 1 to 3027 code for a protein of 1008 amino acids. Gene Ontology annotation, molecular function: RNA polymerase II cis-regulatory region sequence-specific DNA binding; DNA-binding transcription factor activity, RNA polymerase II-specific. Gene Ontology annotation, biological process: regulation of transcription by RNA polymerase II. The record is from RefSeq and is a predicted model, not a curated record. The transcript is spliced from 19 exons. Gene Ontology annotation, cellular component: nucleus.
AUGACUUUUCGACUGCUCCCUCCUGCUCCAGGAAGUGCUCAAUCAUUUGCUGCUGUGAUCGCCAGUGCCUGGCUGACUCAGCCUGUUAUAACAAGUUCAAGAAACUAUAAGUGCAUAGAUCGGAGAGGAUUCAAAAACAUUUGUCAUCACUGUGGGAAGACGUUUAAAAAGCCCAGUCAGCUUGUUAGACAUAUACGCAUUCACACAGGUGAGAGGCCAUAUAAAUGCACUCACUGUGGAAAGGCCUUCAACCAAAAGGUGGUGCUGCAGACACACAUGGUGCGACAUACAGGGGAGAAACCUCACAUGUGCUUGCUUUGUCCUGCCUCUUUCUCCCAAAAAGGAAACCUUCAUUCGCAUGUUCAGAGAGUUCACUCACAGGCAAGUGAUGUUCCACUCUUCCCAUGUAUGGAUUGUAGCUGUGUCUAUAAAAAGCUUGGCAGCCUCAAUGCUCACAUCAGCAAAAUGCACAUAUCAGUAAUGGAAGUUGAGGAGCCAGCAACACAGAAAGGAAAUGCAAGGGUUGAUCAGGGUGCAGUGGGGUCAGAAGGGGCAGAGGGUGUGACCGAUGUGAUCCAACAGCUGCUGGAGCUGUCUGACCAUGUGACGGCAGACAGUGCUCAAGCACCUCCCCCUGGGCAGCCCAUAGGCACGGCAAUCAACCAGGACAUCCUGCAGCAAGCUCUGGAGAACAGUGGACUGACUGAGAUUCCAGUUCAGCCUGAAACUCAGAGCAGCUCAGAAAAACUUCAGCCAGACACAGCUGCCCCGACUGCCACUUCAACAAAUGAUGGACCUGUCCCCUCAAAAAUACUUAUGACUGACACAGUUGUAAAAAAGGAGAAAAGAAGCAUUAUCAAAAAGCCUCCACAGAUGCUAGGCACCAUCAGGCAGGAGAAUGGUGUGAGGUGGCACGGCUGUCCAUACUGCUCCAAAGAGUUCAAGAAGCCCAGCGAUCUGGUCCGUCAUAUCCGUAUUCACACUCAUGAAAAACCCUACAAGUGCAAGCAGUGCUUCCGUGCCUUUGCAGUCAAGAGCACCCUGACUGCCCACAUGAAGAUCCACACAGGCAUUAAAGCUUUUGAGUGUCAGUACUGCAUGAAAUGUUUCUCCACAUCUGGGAGCAUGAAGGUCCAUCAGCGUCUCCACACUGGUUUACGGCCGUUCCCUUGUCCUCACUGCGAGAAGUUCUUCCGUACAUCAGGCCACAGGAAAACGCAUGUCACCUCACACUUUAAGAGUAUACACCAUAAAAAACACAAAUACCCUCGAAAAACUCACAAAACUAGAGUGUCCAGGAGCAAUCUGCCUUUGCCUGAUAUACCUCUCCAGGAGCCAAUACUCAUCACAGACAUGGGGCUCCUGCAGAACCAGAACUCACGGGCCGCCCUGCAGCAGUAUCUGGACAUCGUGGAGAAUGAGCGUCCGUAUAAGUGUGGAUUCUGUAGCAAAGCGUACAAGAAGUCAAGUCACCUUAAGCAGCACAUCAGGUCACAUACAGGGGAGCGGCCGUAUAAGUGCCUGCAGUGCAGUAAGGGCUUUGCUUCAUCCGGCGUACUGAAAGCUCAUAUCCGCACACACUCUGGCCUCAAAGCCUUCAAGUGCCUGCUGUGUGACACCACCUUCACCACCAGCGGGAGCCUGCGACGCCACAUGACUACCCACAGCAACAUACGGCCCUACAUGUGUCCCUACUGCCAGAAAACCUUCAAAUCCUCCCCCAACUGCAGAAAGCACAUGAAAACACACAGGUAUGAGCUGGCUCAACAGCUGCAACAGCAGGAGGGCUCAAAUGACAUGCAGCCGUCCACAGCUGUGGUUGGCACAGGGACCCCGAGCAUGCUUGAGGUGGUGGGAGACGGCCAGCAGGUGACACUGCCGACUGCACUGGGGGAAGAUGCUCUGCAAGAAACAGAAUCGUUUGUGAGUGUGCAGCAUGCACACAUGGGACAGUUUGAGGCACCAGCGCUGUCUCAGCCCACAUUUGAACAGCCAGCUAUGACGCAAGGUUUCACUAUAGCUGAGGGAUUUACUCAGCAGGCACAUUUCUCUACAGUACAGCAGCUUCAGGACUCAAGCACACUGGAGUCACAAGCCUUGACGGCCAGCUACCACCCUCCCAACCUACUGCAUGUAACACACUCCGAGACGAGUGCUUUAUUGCAGGAGGCGAGUCAAGGAGAGCUACAGCUGUCUAUCCAGACACAAGACUUCCAGGAUGAGGAUGAAAUCAACAAGAGAGUCUAUCGGUGCAGUAUUUGUGAUAAGAGCUUUAAAAAGUCCAGUCACCUAAAGCAGCAUGUGCGCUCUCACACUGGAGAGAAACCUUAUCGCUGUAACCUCUGUGGGAGGAGCUUUGUGUCCGCUGGAGUGCUCAAAUCACACCUGAACACGCACACAGGAGUGAAGGCUUAUAAGUGUAACAUUUGUGACACCUGCUUCACCACUAACGGUAGUCUGAACCGACACACGAUCAUCCACUUGAACACAAAGCCCUUCAAGUGCACAGUCUGCGAGGAAAGCUUCCGCACCGUCAUGCUGCGCAGGAAACACAUGAAACUCCUGCAUGCUGUAGGUCCCAAAGUUCUGGAAACUGAUGAAGCCGGUGAGGAGGAGGAUGAUGGGUCCGACCGCUCAGGGAUGAAAAGAAACCGCAACGGUAUCAUCACGUUAACUGAAGAGCAGACAGCAGAGCUGGCGAAGAGAGACCCUGGGGAUGAGGCAUCUCUAUCAGAGAAGGUUCUUGCCCAGACAGCUGCUGAACGAGAUCGAAUCAGUGAAGUUAAAGACAAAUGUGUUGAGCUCAACAUAGAGCCAAAGUUUGCAAACCGUUGCCAAUUCUGCCCAAAGAGCUUCAAGAAGCCCAGUGACCUGGUGAGACACAUCCGGAUACAUACAGGCGAGAAACCAUACAAGUGCGAUGAGUGUGAAAAGUGUUUCACAGUGAAAUCCACAUUGGACUGUCAUAUUAAGACACACUCAGGUGAGUUCAGCUGUCACAAGUGUCUAAUGCUGCAGGUCUUGUAAGCGGUGGCAACGGUGCUUCAGAAAUCACACUGACUAUUAAUAAUUCCAGUCUGACACAAGCUUUAGUACAGACCAGU